Platichthys flesus (European flounder) is the source of this 7730-nucleotide messenger RNA. Its product is annotated as trichohyalin. The record is from RefSeq and is a predicted model, not a curated record. Bases 193 to 6597 code for a protein of 2134 amino acids. The transcript is spliced from 28 exons. NCBI's taxonomy places the organism in Eukaryota, Metazoa, Chordata, Actinopteri, Pleuronectiformes, Pleuronectidae.
GUCUCCGGGGUCAAAGACAACGGCUCCCGGUUGUUGUGACCGUCGCUCGGUCUCCGUGUUUUCGUGUGAACGGAGCGAAACGGCCAGUUUGAACGUUUCCUACGUCAUCACCUGACGGUGACGUCAAAGUUCGCGCUGCAGCCUCGGGUCCAGGGCUGAUCUGUGACCAGCAGCAGGAGGUCACCUGAUCUGAUGAUGCAAUUAAGGGACGCCGCCAUGGAGCGGCAGGAGAGGGCGGAGCUCCAAUGGGAGGUGUGUCGUCUGCAGGAGAAGCUGGCGGAGAGUCAGGCGGAGAGGGAGGAGCUGGAGUCGAGGAGCAGAGUUCUGAACGACAGGCUGUGCCAGUCAGUGUCUCCCUCGCUCGCCCUCUCUCUACAUAUGGAGGCUGAGCAGAGGGAGUGGAGGAAGCGGGUGAGGGAGGGGAGAGAGAGGGAGGCCAGACAGGCUCUGCUCAUCCACCGCCUGCAGGGCAAGGUGGUGGAGUACAGAGACCGAUGUCAGCGUCUUGAUCUUCAGUUGCAAAAUCAACACACACAACUGAUCAACACUGAGCAGAGGAUCAGAGAUGAACACAGUGACUCUCUGGAGAGCGCCCUCAUCAGACUCGAGGAGGAACAGCAGAGGUCACUCGGUCUGGUUGAGACCAACGCUCUCUUGCGGGAGCAGCUCGGCCAAUCAGAGCAGGCCAACCAGUCCCUGAGGCAGGACCUCAAGAAGCUGACAGAUGAUUGGUCGAGAGCUGUAGAAGAGGCGGAGCAGCGAGAGUCUGAUUGGCUGAGAGAGAAGAAGUGUGUGUCAGGUGGUGUGGGCCAUCAUCAGGCUCAGUUGUCGUCUGUGUGGAGAUCUGUGGUUUCUCUGAGACGAGUCUGUCACUCUGUCAAAACUGCAGCCGACAGGGACCUGUGGCAGAUGAGGGCGGAGCUUUCUCGUCUCUCUUCGUCUCUUCUGUCCAGCUGUGACUCUGUCUCCUCUGCCCUGAGACUCAAUGAUCAUCACAUCAAACCCCCCCACUCCUCCUCCUCUCUGCCUCCCCCUGACCUCCCUCCCCCCUCUCCUCCCGCUCUCUCCUCCACUCUGCUCCCCCUUCAUCCAGACUCCUCUGCCUCUGAGCCUCCUCUCGUCUCCUCCUCGUCUCUGGGAACCUUCGUGUUGGCGGAGUUGGAGCAGAGGAGGGAGGAGCCGGAGCGCCCCCUGCAGGAGACGGAAGUGUCCCGGCUGAAGGAGUGGAUGGUGGAGCUCUCUCACUCGCUGCAGGAGGAGCACGGGGUGAGGGAGGAGAGAGAGAGAGAGGGAGAGAGACACAGGGAGACAGAGAGAAGUCUGCAGUCCGUCAGUCGAGCUGUCAUCAGCCUGUCCAGAGUUCUGAGCAGCUGCAGUCGCUCUAUGUGUGUGUCCUCGGAGAGCGUCCUCAGUCUGGACCUGUCCUCCCUGCUGUCUGUCCUGUCUCAGACAGAGAGUGCCCUCCAGGGGAGAUACCAGGAACUGCAGGGGGCGGAGCUCUCUGUGCGGCGGCUCAGUGAGGAAAACACAACCCUGCACCUCCGUCUGAAACAGCUGGAAGACGACAACCAGCAACUACAGACACACACAAAACACACUCAGCUGGAGCUCACACACACUCUGGACACACUGAGCAGGGAGCGCGAGACGUUGUCUUCACUGCGUCGGCAGGUGGAGGAGGUGCAGAUGAGGGAGGAGGAGGUGAGGAGGGAGAACAUCAGACUGGGGAGUGAGAGAGACAGACAGGAGGAGAGGAACAGACGCCUGGAGACAGAAACACACAGACGAGUUGAGACGGAGUUGUUGGAGAACGUUCAGCUGACGGAGAGAGACUCUCUUCAGCAGAUGGAGAUUCACACUCUGAAGGGGGCGCUGGAGAGAGAGCAGCUGGACAGACAGAGAGCAGAGGAUGAGGCUGCAGACGCCAGAGACGCUCUGCAGAAGUCCAGGGAGUGUGUUGUGCGUCUGUCGUCCCUCGAGUGUGCCUUGAAGAGAGAGGUGGACGAGGGACGCGACGCCCUGGACAAGAUGGCCACCCUGAACUCGGCCUUGGCAUCAGACAAGCAAGAGCUGAUCAAACAGCUGCUGCAGCUGGAGUGUGAGCUGUCAGAUAGCCAAUCACAGCUGCACGCUCUGAGGUCAGAGGUCAGCUCUCUGCACCAACAGGUCAAGACCCUGAACAGCGACUGCAGCCAACUGAGAGCUCACAAGGAGGAGGAGGCCGACAAAGUGCAUCAGCUGAGACAAAGAAAGUCAGAGAAGGAGAGAAUAAUGGAGGAGAAGGAGAGAGAGUUGGCCUCCCUGAUGGAGGAUAGAGAGAAGAAUGAACAACAGCAGGAGGAGAUGGCCUCUCGGUGUUCAUCUGUGUGUGCGGAGCUGAAGGAGGCGCAGGAGCAGCUGCAGCGGGCGAGAGAGGAGGAGAGGAAGAGAGAGGAGGAGGACCAGGAGAGAGAAAGCAGGAGGCAGCAGGAGGACAUGGUGCUGAUGGAGCUCAGGUCUCUGUCGGUGUCUCUCCAUCAGCAGCUCGCUCAGCAGCAGCAGCAGCUGUCGCAGUCAGAGGUCGACAGAGGUCACCUGAUCACACACGUUCAGACUGUGCAGGACGUCAAACACACCCUGCAGGGAGAGGUGGCGUGUCUGAGGGAGGAGCUGGAGGAAGUGACAGCCAGGAGCGAAAAGUGCGAGGAGGAGAGUGAGGCGCUGAAAGAGAAGAUAGAGCGACUGACAGUGGAGGUGGAGGAGCUGAGGAGAACAAGGACGGAAGAGAAGGAAGAGGGAAAGAAGGAGAGAGCGGCCUGGCAAAGAGAAAGGGAAGGUCUGAAUGAGGAGCUGGGGAUGAGGGAUGGAGAGGUGGAGGCUCUGAGGAGGCGCAAAGAGGGAUUGACUGAGGAAAAGGAGGAGAGACAGAAAGAGGUGGAGAGACUGACGUGGGAGGUGAUGGAGAGGGAUAUGCAAAUCAGCCAGAUGAUGGAGAGAAUACAGCAAGCAGAGAGAGAGAGGGAGAACCUGGAGGAGGAGAUGAAGAAGACAGAGUUGAGGUUGAGAGAGGAGGAGGUGAAGAGGGAGGAGAGGAGGAGAGAGAUCGAGGCACACUGUGACCGGAUGGAGAGAUUAGAGAGAGAGAAGGAGAAGAGAGAGGGGGAGAUGGAGAGCUGUAGGAGGAGAGUGGAAGAAAAGGAGGAGGAGAUCAACAGACUGAGAAAACGAGAGGAGGAAGAGAGGGAGGAGGUUGAACGACUGAGGGGCAGAGUGGAGGAGGUGAAGAGGGACAGAGAAGAGGAGAGGAAAAAGAACGAGAGAUUGAAAGAGGAGAAGGAGGAAGCUGUAGGAGGACUGUCGAAGACGCUGAAGGAGAAGGUGGGGGAGAUGGAGCUUCUGAGGGUGAGGCUGAAUGUGGCAAAGGAGCAGUGUGAGGAGGUGAAGGAAGAGGUGCAGCGCAGGGAGUGCAGCCUGGAGCGCCAGAUGAACGCUGUGAGAGAGCGGGAGGAGGAAGUGGAGCAUCUGAAGGAGCGACUGAGGCUGUUGGAGGAGCGGGAGGAGGAGGGAGCGAGGGAGCAAGAGGAGGUGAAGGAGAAACUGAGGCUUAUGCAGGAAAGAGAGGAGCAGCUGGAGAUCCUGCUGAGAGAAGCACAAGAUAUUCUGGAAGAGGAGAGAAGGGAGGGAGGAGAAAAAGAUGAGAGGAUCUCCCUCUUGCUCAAAGAGCUGCAGGAGGCUCAGGCCGAGUCCGAUGGAGUGAGGAGGAGAGUGAGAGAGGGCGAGGAGGUAAACGACAGGCUAGAGGAGGAGGUGAAGGAGUGGAGGGAGAAGGUCGAGCUGAGUAUGAGGGAGUCAACUAAGAUCAGUUGUCUUCUGAAAGAACGAGAGGAGGAGGUGCAGCAGCUGAGAGAGGAGAGGGAGGAGGAGAAGAAAGAAAAAGAGGAUGAGAGGAGAGAGAGAGAGGAAAGGAGAAGGAGGAUGGACAUCGAGCUGAUGGAGUUGGAUAUGGAGAAAAGGAGACUAGAGGAGAAAUUGAGGGAAGUGGAAGAGGAACAGGAGGAAGAAAGGGAGGAAAAGAGGAGGACAAGGGAGGAGAAAAGGAGGCUGGAGGAGAAAGUGAGGGAGGUAGAGGAGGAGUGGGAGGAAGAGAGGGAGGAGAAGAGGAGGAUGGAGAACAGACUGAGGGUGAUGCAGGAGGGGAGAGAGGUCGAGGAGAAGGAGCUGCAGAGGGUGAAGGAGGAGAAAAGGAGGUUUGAGGAUAAACUGAAAGAGAGGUUGAAAGAAAUUGAGGGACAGAGGGAGGUGCUAAGAAGUAAAGAGGAGGAGAAAAGAAAGCUAGAAGAUGAAGUAAGGAAGACCAAAGAGGAGCGAGGGAGUUUAGUGGAGAAAGAGAGAGAUAAGCACCUCCUGGUAGAAGAGCGAGGGAGGAUCAGAGUCAGAGAGCUAGAGGAGGAGAAGACAGGGCUGACGGAGGAGCUGAGGAAGACAGAGAGGGAGGUGACAGCGCUGAGGGAGGUGGUGAAAAGAGAACAAAGAGAGAAGAAAGAUGCACAGGAGGAGGUGAGAGUCCUCAAGGAGGAGGUCCAGAGGGAGCAAAGAAGGAGGGAGGAGGCCCUUGAGAAGCGGAGGCAGACAGAGGCAAUACAGAAGGAGCUGAAGAGGAGUGAGAGGGAGGUGUCUUUACUGACAGAGGAGGUCCAAGAAGAACAGAGAGAAAAGAAAGAGGUGCAGAAGGAGCUAAUGAGGAGGAGAGAAGAGUUGAAAGCUCUGAGGGAGGAGGUGCAGGGGGAGAGAGAUGGAGCGUCGGAGGAGCUGAGGAGGAGAAGAGAGGAGGCAACAGGGGCACAAAGAGAGAAGGAGGAGAUAGAGGAGAAGCUGAGGAGGACGGAGAGGGAGAUGAUGGCUCUGAGAGAGGAGGUGCAGAGGGAACAAAGACGGAGUGAGGAAACCAAAGAGAAGCUGAGGCAGAUGGAGGAAGCACAAGAGGAGCUGACGAGGAGAGAGAAGCAGAUGUCUGAGGAGCUACAAACAGAAGAGAGGGAGAAGAAGGAGCUUAUAUUGAGGAUGGAGGAGAUGACGGCUCUGAGGGAGGAGGUGAAAAGAGAACAAAAAGAGAAGGAGGAGACAGACAAUAAUCUGCAGAGGACAGAGGAGGAGGUGACGACUCUCGGAGAGGAGGUGCAGAAGGCGCGGAGGAGGAGAGAGGAGGUGCAGGAGGAGCUGAGAGGAGUUCAGCAGAGCAUGGAGGUGAUGACAGACAACCUGAGCUCCCUGCAGAGUCAGGUGUGUGACCUGAGUCUGAGCACGGAGCGGUUGAAGCAGGAGAUAAAGGAGAAGGAGCAGGAGAUGCAGCAGGUGAAGGAGGGACUGAGGGAGGCACUGGAGGAGGGGACCCAGCUCAAAGGGCUCCUGCAGGUACAGCUCCUGCCUCCACCUGUGCUUCAGUUCAUGGAGAGCCACACAGAGGGACAGCGACUGAGGAGCGCUCUGCAGGACAAGAAGAAGGAGGAGGUGGAGAACCUGAGGAUAGUCAUAGAGGAGGUGGAGCAACAGAGGGAGGAGGUUGAGAAGGAAAGAGGACAGCUGGAGGAGCUGAGAGCAAGAACCAAGGCCCUGGAGUGGAGGAGGAGGGAGGUGAUGGAGGAGCUGGAGGAGGCUCUUCAGGCGAAGGAGAAGGCAGAGGAGUACAGGAGGGAGGCUGAGGAGUGUUGGAGGAGCAGAGUGGAGGAGAUGGAGGAGGAGAAGCAGGUGAAGCUGAGAGAUAUCCAGACGGUGAAGGAGAGACAGGUUGAGGUGGAGGAGACCAGGGCUGAGCUAAGCAGGGUCAGAGCCACCGCGGCCAUGUUGGAGGAGGAGAGACGUGGACAGAUAAGGAAGAAGACAGACGACAAGAAGAGAGGAGGAGCGGAGGAGGAGCAGCAGAUGACUUCUCUGCUGCAGGAGCAGGAGGAGGUGAAGAGGCUGCUGAAGCUUCGAGAAACUGAGGUGUACGCGCUCACUCAGAGGACGGAGGAGCUGGAGACGGACAGGGAUCGAGUCCGAUUGGCUCUGGAGAGAACGGAGGCAGCUUUGAUUGGCUACAAGGAGAGAAUCCACCAACAGGAGCAGAGUUCAGGGGCGGGACCAAACUCAGGAGAGGGUGUCGGGGACAGACUCGUUGUCCUCCAGCGUCUCGUUGCUGAACUGGAACUCGAACAAAACCGACUGAACAAGAAAAACUCACAUCUGGAAAAUACCAAAGACAAACUGAAGAGCGAGAGACACACACUGAGAGACACACUGAGACAGGUGGAGGACGAGCGAACGAGGCUGCAGCUGAUUGUAAGCAGCAGAUCUCAGGAGUCCACAGAAGAAGAGCGUCUGCGCAGGCGGGUGGUGGAGCUGGAGCAGCAGGUCAGUCAGCUCCAUCUCUCAUUGGCUGUGGAUCAACAGCAGAGGGCGGAGUUUAUCCAGCAAUCGUCCAGGAACAGCGAGUGGCUGCUCUCCCUGAGACACGACCUCGGUGAUUCGCUCGCCAUCGUCACGCACAGUCCAAUCCCAUCGGUCCUGGAGUCUGAGACACAGCGAUUGGACCGCAGCCUGAGGGAGGAGGAGCUGAGGAUGUCGCUCAGCCAAUCAUAACGCCUGAUCAUCUGUUUCAUCCACUGGACACGAAGCAGGAAGUGAACUGUCCAACCACAGACCCCGUCUCGUGACGCUGGGUCAAGCAGCAGCCAAUCAGCAGCCAAGCAGCAGGAGUCUGCAACAUGAGGCUCACUUUGUGUAAAUGUGAAAGUUAUUUUUAAUGUGUGUCAGUUUUGAUUGUUUUCUAUUUGUAUUUAUAUUCUGUUUACAUUUGUUACGACACACUACGUUUCCCAUGAUCCUCAGCCUGAGCUGCUUCUGGCUCCCGUGAAGGUUAAAGGUCGAUGAAAGUUCAAUAAAGAUAUUAUAAAGUGAAGUAGGUUGAUUUCUGCUCUGAGUGUAAUGCCAGGCGCAGCCGGCAGGGGGCACUAGCAGCACUCAGUUACCAUGGCAGCUGGUCUCCCCCUCCUGGUCCCAAGAGAGAUGACAGCCUGGACUGUCCAAUGAGGAGGAGCCACAUCAUUGAUCACAUGACUAGUGUUUGUGUUGAACCACUGACAAAUCAUUAUAAUUAUUAUUAUUAUUUACACUUCCUGUUUACACUGCGCACUGUAGCCUCCUUUCUUGUUGCUAUGGUUACUCCAAGAGCUCCUCGCCUGUUGUUUUUCGAUCGAUCCAGAGGAGGAGCCACGUUGAGCUAAUUAUCAAUAUUAGCUUAGCUCAGGACCAAGAUUUGUUUAAAGUUGUUGUUUAUAAGUUAAGUUAGCUUAUAUAUAUAUAUUUAUAUCAGGGCUGUCAAAAUGAACGUGUUAACGUGGGCUGAUUAAUUUGUGGAAUUAAAGCGUUAAUAUUUUUGCACUAACGUCUGCACAGAAUGAGCCGCUCCAUGUGCUUCUGCAGAUGAACUCAGAUUCAGAUUUAAAACCGUUUGGUUGUUUGAUUUGAACAGUUUGAUUCAUCCAGCCUGUGUUUGAUCAAAAAGAUCAAAGGCUAAGACUCCCGACUGCUCAGGAUGAAGGUUCUUAAAGUUUGAUUAAAGAAGAAGUUCUGAAUCACUUCCUCCUGUGUUUGCUCAGAGGCAAAGUGAAGAAACAGACACAUUUAAUUAUGCUGUGUUAUGUUUUAGUUUGAUUUGAUUUGAUUAAUAACUAUCAUUUGUACUCGUCAUCAAUAAAAUAACGAUAAAGGUA